UCAAGUUUCCUGCGAAAAUUGGCGACUGUCAAAAACUGGCUGCUAUUUGGUGCUCCGCUGCAGGAUUAUUGCCGCUGAAGUGAAGGGUCAGGGGUGAGGAUAAUAUUUAAGUAAAUAAUGGCUCUUUCAAGACUAAAUAACAGUCGGUUGACGACUGGAGUCGGCAUUUUCUUGAAGAUUUAUAAGAAGUCUUUCACACCUCGAAUACUGUCUACCAUGGCUGAUCCUAGCAAAGACUACAGGACAGAAAAGGAUACUUUUGGAGAACUCAAGGUGCCCAACGAUAGGUACUAUGGGGCGCAAACGGUCAGGUCUACCAUUAAUUUCCCCAUUGGAGGCGAAUUUGAACGGAUGCCGUACCCCGUCAUUACAGCCAUGGGCAUCCUGAAGAAGGCGGCGGCGAUCGUCAAUAAAGAAUACGGCCUCGACGCCAAAAUAGCGGAAGCGAUCUCGAAAGCCGCCGACGAAGUCAUCUCUGGCAAGCUCUACUGCGACCACUUCCCCCUCGUCAUUUGGCAGACGGGUUCCGGCACCCAGACCAACAUGAACACCAACGAGGUCAUCAGCAACCGCGCCAUCGAGAUCCUCGGUGGAAAACUGGGCAGUAAGGAACCCGUCCACCCCAACGACCACGUCAAUAAGAGCCAGAGCAGCAACGACACCUUCCCCACGGCCAUGCAUAUAGCUGUGGCCAUGGAAAUCGAGCACACCCUGAUGCCGGGAAUGAAGAUGCUGACCGACUCCCUGGAUAAAAAGGCCAAGGAGUUCGCCAACAUCAUAAAGAUCGGACGUACCCACACCCAGGACGCGGUACCUCUGACGCUGGGUCAGGAAUUCAGCGGGUACGUCCAGCAGAUGUGCUUCGGGAUCGACAGAGUCAAGGCGACGCUUCCCAGGUUGUACAUGUUGGCUUUGGGGGGCACCGCCGUCGGAACCGGUUUGAAUACGAGGAAGGGAUUCGCGGAGAAGUGCGCCAAGAAGAUCAGCGACUUGACCGGUUUGCCAUUCACUUCCGCCCCGAAUAAGUUUGAGGCUCUGGCCGCGCACGAUGCCUUGGUCGAGGUGUCGGGGGCGUUGAAUGUCGUCGCUUGUUCUCUCAUGAAGAUCGCCAACGAUAUCAGAUUCCUAGCGUCCGGACCGAGAUGCGGCCUGGGGGAGCUCGCCCUCCCCGAAAACGAGCCGGGCAGCUCCAUCAUGCCGGGGAAAGUGAACCCGACCCAGUGCGAGGCCAUCACCAUGGUGGCCGCUCAGGUGAUGGGCAACCACGUCGCCGUCACCAUCGGCGGAUCCAACGGCCAUUUCGAAUUGAACGUUUUCAAACCCAUGAUGGUGGCCAACGUCCUCAGGUCCAUCAGAUUGAUUGGGGACAGCUGCAAGGCGUUCACGACCAAUUGCGUGGACGGCAUCGUCGCCAACAAGGAGAGAAUCGAUAAGUUGCUCCACGAGAGCCUCAUGUUGGUCACCGCCUUGAAUCCGCAUAUCGGCUACGACAAAGCCGCCCUCAUCGCCAAGACCGCUCACAAGGAUAACUCAACAUUGAAAGAAACGGCGAUAAAGCUGGGAAUACUCACCGAGCAACAGUUUAACGAGUGGGUGAAGCCCGAGGAGAUGUUGGGGCCCAAGUAAGACGUUCCGUGAUGGGGUUGUUUCGGUUUUGUAUAUAAGAUGAUAUGAAUUUUAUUUACAGUAUUUAUGAAUGUUGUAUUUCUCGAGAGUUUUUGUAAAAAUUGCGACUGUACAGAGUGUAUGGAGUAUCAUCUCCUGUAGAUGACUGUUUUCGUGAAAUAAAUUGUUAUAUACAU
Molecule: messenger RNA, 1802 nt
Organism: Anoplophora glabripennis (Asian longhorned beetle)
Lineage: Eukaryota; Metazoa; Arthropoda; Insecta; Coleoptera; Cerambycidae
Product: fumarate hydratase, mitochondrial
Exons: 4
Coding region: 118-1626 (502 amino acids)
Biological process (GO): fumarate metabolic process; tricarboxylic acid cycle; malate metabolic process
Cellular component (GO): tricarboxylic acid cycle heteromeric enzyme complex; mitochondrion
Molecular function (GO): fumarate hydratase activity
Source: RefSeq, a predicted model, not a curated record